GUCGUCCCUCAGGACCCCUUCUUUCUGCUCCGACUCAGCCUGAAGAAACUGAAGGCUACCGUCAUUGUCGACAUAUGGCCCCAGGUUUUAUUCUUCACGCUUAUCGCAACAAUGGUGUCUCUAGUGUCAGAUAUGACAACAACGUCCCUCGCCAUAUCCAACCAGAUGUUGACGGUCCUUGGAACAGUGCUCGGCUUGGUUGUAUCGUUCCGGACAUCGUCCGCAUAUGAACGGUAUCAGGAGGGCCGAAAACUCUGGACAAGUAUUCUGUUGGCCUCUCGAAACCUAGCGCACAUGGUGAGAAAAUCUUCUGGGAGCGACGCUCAGGAUGAUGAGAAAACCAAAAAACAGAAGCAGCUCCUGUCGGCUGUGAUCGAGAAGAAAACUAUGAUCAACUUGAUCCAGGCAUUCAGUGUUUCAGUCAAGCAUUUUCUACGUGGGGAGGCGGGUAUAUAUUACGAAGACCUUUAUCCGCUGGUUUGCUUUCUACCUCGAUACGCAACUCAUCCACCGGAGCGGCCAUCUGAUGCCGACAUGCUACCCCUAUGGAAAGCUUCGAAUAUGGUCAAUACGCCGGCUGAAUCCUCAGAUAAGCCUUUGCAUCUACCGCAGGCCACAAAAGUACAGUCCGAUCCUGGGCCGGAGGCUUCAGCAGCUACGAGUAAUCGCAUCGGACGGCGCAAGCGGCGAGAUACGUUCGACCCAGAGAAAGCUCUGCCUUAUGUCCCCAGCGACAAACCCUUGCUACCGGCACGUAAUCCUCCCGGAUCCUCAGUUGUUGAUAUAUUCCGAGUACUCUUCACUGGCGGGAAACGAGGCGGUUGGCGGCAUCCUCGUCCGACCAGCAUCUCCAUUGAAUCCAAUAUACCCCUAGAGAUUACGCUGUUUCUCAGCAGCUACUUAGCAUGGCUACUGAAGAAAGGAUACCUGACCCCGGCCAUCGCGACGGGAAUCACAAACAAUAUUGCCAGUUUACAGGAAGCCGUCACUAAUCUUGAAAGAAUUCGGAGCACUCCCCUGCCGUUCGCGUACCAGGCUCACCUGAGGAUGACCAUAUGGCUGUACUUAUUUUUCCUACCGUUCCAAAUCUAUUCCGCCUUUAAAUACCUUACCAUCCCUGCAACUGCAUUCGCUUCUUUCCUGCUCUUAGGUUUUUUGGAGAUCGGACAGGAAAUAGAGAAUCCCUUCAAUUAUGACGAUAACGACCUCGAUUUGGACGGCUUUUGUCUGUCGAUACAACGGGAACUGCACGAGAUCACUGCGCAUACAUCUCCCGAGCCCGACACGUAUAUAUUCUCGAUGUGGAACCAGCCUUUCGCCCCGGGCGACCGUCGAAACGCGGAGGAGAUGAUGAACGACGUCUCUCAUGAAUAUCUAUCCCCUGACACUGGAGUGGCUAGUCUGAGGAGGACUCUGCUGAAGAGUUGGAGGGACGUAGAUGGAAUGACGAGG
Molecule: messenger RNA, 1452 nt
Organism: Gloeophyllum trabeum ATCC 11539
Lineage: Eukaryota; Fungi; Basidiomycota; Agaricomycetes; Gloeophyllales; Gloeophyllaceae
Exons: 12
Molecular function (GO): chloride channel activity
Source: RefSeq, a predicted model, not a curated record